Messenger RNA from Seriola dumerili (greater amberjack), 1206 nucleotides. RefSeq names its product protein lifeguard 1-like. Gene Ontology annotation, biological process: negative regulation of apoptotic signaling pathway. The coding region runs from base 169 to 1068 and encodes 299 amino acids. Gene Ontology annotation, cellular component: Golgi apparatus; membrane; endoplasmic reticulum. The record is from RefSeq and is a predicted model, not a curated record. The transcript is spliced from 6 exons. Lineage: Eukaryota; Metazoa; Chordata; Actinopteri; Carangiformes; Carangidae.
CAGGAUCACCUUAAAGGAAGUGAAACACUACACCACAGGUCAGUAGUAGGAAAUGAUACCCACCACCACACCAGACAUACAUUUUGUGUCUCCUCCUCACGCAGCCCUGUGUUGGACAGCUGUUGUUCUCUGACACAAGUGUAAUCCAGCAGAAAAGUUUCCUCCACAAUGUCGGACACAGCCGACCCCAUCGCACGCAAAGAGAUGCAGUACGUUCCUGACUCUGAUGUGUCCUCACCACCACCGUCAUACUCCUACCAAGGGCAGCAACCUCCACCCUACUCUGCAGCCCCAGAUAUGUACUAUCCACCAAAAGCGGAGACGACUUGCAUCUCUCAGCCCGGCACUGCGUAUGAGUCGUUCAGCGACAUUAGCCCAGACGCCCCGUCAGACACGACUCCCCUCAUAGCCUCGUCUGCUUUUGAUGACAAGACAGUGAGAAGAGCGUUUGUUAGAAAGGUGUUCUGCAUCCUGACUGUCCAGCUGCUGUUCACCUUCAGUGUGGUGUGUGUGUUCACCUUCUCCAGCGUGGUCAAAGACGCGGUGCAGACCAACCUGUGGGCCUACCUGAGCUCUUUCUUCAUCUUUGCUGUGGUGGCCAUCACCCUCAGCUGCUGCAAGUCCUUCAGUCGCCGUCACCCGUGGAACAUUGUGGGACUGGUUGUGGUCACUCUGAGCUUGUCGUACAUGGUGGGAACCAUCGCCUCCUUCCACAACACCACUGCUGUGGUCAUCACUAUGGGAACAACGCUGGCGAUUUCUCUGGCAAUCAUUGCUUUCUCAGCACAGACUCGUUAUGAUUUCACUAUUUGUUAUUGGUUAUUGCUGAUCCUGGCUGUGGACCUGAUCAUGUUUGGAUUCUUCUGCACCUUCUACUACUCAUACAUCACUGAUAUCCUCUACGGAUGUCUGGGAGCUCUGCUGUAUUCACUGUUUCUGAUGGUCGACUGUCAGCUGAUGAUGGGGAUGAUGAGCUACCGUCUGGAUCCUGAGGAAUACAUCAACGCUGCUCUCAUGAUCUACCUCGACAUAGUCCUCAUCUUCCUCUACCUACUGGGGAGGAGGUGAAACUGUACACACAUGUAGACACAAACAGACCAAACUGUACUCAUAAUGAAAAUGUCCUUUAUUAUUAUUAUUAUUAUUAUCAUGUAACUGCAUCCUGAUUUAAUUGACAAACAAUGAAUAAAUUAUUAUCAGUGUUUA